This is a messenger RNA of Clonostachys byssicola, 579 nucleotides long. The record is from the annotation of a GenBank genome assembly. NCBI's taxonomy places the organism in Eukaryota, Fungi, Ascomycota, Sordariomycetes, Hypocreales, Bionectriaceae.
AUGUUCUUGAGCUACGUCGGUCUUAGUGCAGCGUUAACCAUUGCGACUGAUUCCCGUGGGCUUGUAAAUGAUACUGAUAUAUCAAACGCUCAAGUGGAAAAGUAAGUGUCUUCUCGCGGGAUCAAUCUCCCGGUGUUGCAACUUCACUCACAAAGCCCGCUAGAGUCAAUGCCACCCCUCUCAACGACAAUAGCCCUGAAGAGUUUUUACUCCUAUUGAACCUAUUCCAUCCCUUGAGGGAUGCCGUGCAGGAGAUUGAUCCAUUAUACAUCACUCCUUUUGGUAUAUCCAACGCCUGCCAGUACGCAACCGAGUUCCAACUCAUCGGAGACCAGCUGCAUGCGGGCAAACACAUAGUUUCCACCGAGCCUGGCAUACAGAGUCAGCCAUUAUUAGGGGGUACCUCGAAUGGAACGAUCACCAGUGGAUUCUUUCGGGAUGGCGAUGAAUUGCAAUGGUUCAGUUCGGAUUUUGCAUCUUCUACAGCUCUCUUUUGUCUGUCCAGUUCAAACGUUGUUUUUGCCGUCUUCGGUUCCUCUAGGCUAUCCAACGAAUGCAUUCGGAUCCGCCUUGAACUAG